UCCUUGCUGUUGGAUAAUCAAAAUAAUAGAACCGUGAGGAGUGUUUUGAUAUUGUGUAAAAUGCCGGUGCUUAAAAAUGUACUGUUUUUACGAUCUUUCCAUAAAGGAGUCCAAUCUGCUCGUGGUGCCGCUGUCUUGAAUGUGGAAAGGAAAAAAUGUGUUCGUAAUCCAAACAAAUCCAGUCCGCUCACACAUCUUCCCGAUUACACCUAUAUGGAUGGGCGUGUGACACCCUUUGGGUCCAACCAGAAGAAAAGGAUUAUUCAACAGCGAGAAAUUGCUAAACAAAUCGUAACGCUUUCGAAAGAGGUAGACUUUGCCGUAGAACGACACAAUCGACAGUUGGCGGAGGCAGAAGAAACCACACGAAAGCAGUUGGGUGAAAAGUUGAAACCCAAGGGUCAUUUAUUACUAAAGAAAACGUAAAAAUAGCUUUAUUUAAACGAAUAAAACGUUUAAUUGGUAGUAGUUAGCUCGGCUGUUGACGACGAAGCGUUUCUACACCUUUCAUGAAAGAUUGCACACGUGUCCGGCACAGCUCCGCACUCCAAUGCCCGUUUACCUU
This is a messenger RNA of Anopheles moucheti, 565 nucleotides long. RefSeq names its product 39S ribosomal protein L52, mitochondrial (gene mRpL52). NCBI's taxonomy places the organism in Eukaryota, Metazoa, Arthropoda, Insecta, Diptera, Culicidae. Gene Ontology annotation, biological process: mitochondrial translation. The transcript is spliced from 3 exons. Bases 61 to 426 code for a protein of 121 amino acids. The record is from RefSeq and is a predicted model, not a curated record. Gene Ontology annotation, molecular function: structural constituent of ribosome. Gene Ontology annotation, cellular component: mitochondrial large ribosomal subunit.